UUAAUACGUAGGAUCUAUAUAAUUGGGCAUACUGCUACUACGUGGAUAAGAAAAGAAGAAAGUCUAAAAUGUCUUGAAUGGCACCUAAAUCCAUUUUCUUUAUCCUCAUGAUAAUCUCCAUAUCAGCAGAACUUAUAUCAGCUCAAGAUGAAUGUCAGACUGAAGAAUCGGGUGAUUGCGUUAACAAAUCUCGUGCACAACCACUUAAGAUAAUUGCUAUAGUUUCCAUAUUGGUUACUAGCAUGAUUGGUGUGGGUGCACCACUUUUCGUAAAGUAUAUUCCUGCAUUACAUCCAGAUCGUGAUCUAUUUGUUAUCGUAAAAGCGUUUGCAGCAGGGAUUAUUCUUGCAACCGGGUUUAUGCAUGUAUUGCCUGAUUCAUUUGAUAUGUUGUCGUCGACUUGUUUGUCAGAUAACCCAUGGCAUAAAUUUCCAUUUACUGGAUUUGUAGCAAUGCUUUCUGCUAUUGUUACACUAAUGGUGGACUCAAUGGCUACUAGUUUCUAUACUACUGCGAACAAUAAGAAGAUGAUCCAACCUACGCCAGAAGGUGAUCAUGAACUGGGUAGUACAACCGAAGGAGGUGGUGCUAGUGGUGGUUCUCAUAUCCAUUCUCACGGCCAUUAUCAUGGUGGUGCACUCAGUAACUCCAAAGGGGAACCUAUUGGAGCUCAAUUACUUCGAUAUCGAGUUGUUGCAAUGGUAUUGGAGCUGGGUAUUGUUGUGCACUCAAUUGUAAUUGGCCUUGGAGUAGGAGCUUCAAACAAUACUUGCACCAUAAAGCCUCUUGUUGCUGCACUUUGUUUCCAUCAAAUGUUUGAAGGGAUGGGGCUUGGUGGCUGCAUUAUGCAGGUAAUCCUUUAGUUAUAAGAAUUUGUUUAUGUUGAUCGUUUCUCCAUAUAACAUUUUCCCGAUAAAUGUCAUAUAACCAAGUGGAAAAAAUGACAAAUGCAUAGAAAAGAUAGAUAUCGAGAUGUACAAAUAUACCAGGAAUUCUAGACUCUUUAACCCGAGG
Papaver somniferum (opium poppy) is the source of this 1014-nucleotide messenger RNA. RefSeq names its product fe(2+) transport protein 1-like. Gene Ontology annotation, cellular component: plasma membrane. Gene Ontology annotation, molecular function: zinc ion transmembrane transporter activity. The transcript has 2 exons. NCBI's taxonomy places the organism in Eukaryota, Viridiplantae, Streptophyta, Magnoliopsida, Ranunculales, Papaveraceae. Gene Ontology annotation, biological process: zinc ion transmembrane transport. The record is from RefSeq and is a predicted model, not a curated record. Bases 78 to 863 code for a protein of 261 amino acids.